Messenger RNA from Macroventuria anomochaeta, 1459 nucleotides. RefSeq lists its product as uncharacterized. Lineage: Eukaryota; Fungi; Ascomycota; Dothideomycetes; Pleosporales; Didymellaceae. The transcript has 3 exons. The record is from RefSeq and is a predicted model, not a curated record. Gene Ontology annotation, molecular function: protein binding. The coding region runs from base 1 to 1356 and encodes 451 amino acids.
AUGACAACAACUUGGCAGUCAACAGCGCUGGACCGCCUGAUGCUAUGCCAUCUUGCGCUUCACGAUGUUGGGACAGCAUUGGAGUAUGGCCGGAGGUCAAUUGCUAUGUCUACACAGCAGCCCGAUCCUACCGUGCGCGCCUUGUCCAGGUUCUACUACGGACUGGCUCUUCAUCACAGUGGUCGACCUGAGGAGGCCAUCGAAAUCUGGCAGCAAACUGGAAAGCAUGACAGCUGCACUGCAGCAAUAGCACUUUCCAAGGACCCAACCACAGAAAAUAUAGAACAUCUGCGAAUACUGGCAAAGCAUGAAGUGCGUUUCAGUCACCACGACGAAUACGGCCUAAGCGUUCUAGAUUAUAGCUUCCUAGGCGACAAUGAGCGUCUCAAAACUGUUGCGAUCGAGGGCCUUCGACGAGAAUUCAGUCAUCCUGAUGACAAUGGUCUUACUUUAGAGAUGUCCAGGAUCGAGGAACGAAUUGCGAACCUGCUUGUUGAGACUCAACGUCGAAAGAAAUAUAGAGAGACGUUUCAACUAACGUUGCGGCCCAUCUUGAAUAAACUUGCUGUGUCACUUCCUCUCGGGCUAUCAGAUGAUGAGGUGUAUAUCAAGGGACAUGCUCACCGCCAGGAAGGUAUAGACAGUUUGAGGCAAGGGUAUCUGAGACAACGAGAUAUGAGUUCAGAGACAUGCAGCUUGUUUGACAGGCUUGUAAUGCUCCGUUACCGCGACUUCAAGGAAGAGAUGACGCGUUUGCCUAGACCGCAUUCUGGAGACGAUAUGCAGGAGGUGAUGCACCUUCGUCGGCAGUACUCAGCAUUACGUGAUGUUACAGACAUGAAGGAGAAAGACACACAACCUGAGUUCCUGGUAUUCCUGUCUUACCGGUGGCUCGGCAAAGGCUCGCCGGAUGAUAGAACAAAUACGCAGUACCAGCGCAUGCUUGACGCAUUGGACCUAUAUCUCAGAAUGCACCCUUGGUUAGAUCAAGAUCGAGUAUCAGUCUGGCUUGAUGUCGUAUGCAUUGACCAGGUCGAUCUAGAAGUCAAACAACGCGGUAUCAAUGCGUUACCCUUGGUUGUCGCCCAAUGCAACGCCUUGAUCAGUAUCCUCGAUUCUGAGUACCUGUCCAGAGCAUGGUGCUCCGUCGAAGUGCUGAUGAUACAAACACUCCGCAACUCGUACGGCGUGCAUGAACACUGGAAUUACGACUACAAGACUGGGAUCCUGGCAGAAGCUGAGACGAUACCGCCAAUCAAUGAUGACUUGGAUGGCCUGAACUUGAGCUACCCUGAGGUUGAUGAGCCGACUGUUAAGUUUCUUGUGAGACAGAGUCGAAUAUUGGCAAAGACGUAGGCAUAUCUGGUAUAAAGUUGUAUGGCAAGGUUGGAAAGGACAUAUAUUCUGCUCCAAUCGCCAAGGGGUAUGUUGUUACGCAAUAUGUUUGUGAAGAAAAGAA